Molecule: messenger RNA, 1964 nt
Organism: Armigeres subalbatus
Lineage: Eukaryota; Metazoa; Arthropoda; Insecta; Diptera; Culicidae
Product: protein ILRUN-like
Exons: 9
Coding region: 255-1790 (511 amino acids)
Biological process (GO): vesicle-mediated transport; intracellular protein transport
Cellular component (GO): membrane
Molecular function (GO): SNAP receptor activity; protein binding
Source: RefSeq, a predicted model, not a curated record
UUAUUUUCAUGUUUCAAAGCUUGUUGUCCACCACGACACGACACAAAUAAUAAAAGUUCACGUCCUUCAAAGGUAUGAAAAGAUUUUUUUAAAUUGUUAGAAUAGCCUGCAAUUUUUAGGUUUUUAUAUUCCAUAUUGGAUUAUAAUUUGCAUUUCGUGUCAAGAGUGUUGAGUGAAAAAAUACUGCUUGUAUUUUGCAAUCCACCACAGUGUUAAAUGAGAAAAUAAAUAAGAUUCCUGGACAUAAGACAAAAAUGGAGGACAACCAAAACAUGGAUGAUAUUGAGCAGAACUUCCUGACUCAAUUUAGUUCGAUGGUAACAUCAGAUAAGGAUGACUUGAUUAAGCAGUUCCAAUCCAUAGGCGAGAAUUUAAACUAUUCCACUGCUACGUUUUUCCUGGAUAUGUCUAAUUGGAACCUGCAAGCUGCCGUAGGAUGUUAUUUUGAUUUUAUGGCAUUUUCCCGUCUUCCCUCGAUGAAGUUCCUGAACGAUCUCACCAUAGGGAAGGAUGAGAAAGUAACACCAAACACACCAUUCAAACAAUCAUGGCUACUGCAGAACAAUGGCGAAACAAGUUGGCCAGACGGUACAUAUUUAAAAAAUGAAUCCGAGGAAAAGAAAUACUUUCUACCUGCGUUAUCACCAAACGAUACUACGGUUGUAACAAUCGAGCAAAUGAGCCCGGCCUCUGUUGGACCAUUCAUCACUCGAUGGAGCGUGUAUACUUCAAACGGAUCCCAAUUUGGAGAAACAAUUACAUCAAAUAUAGAUGUGUGCCAAAGUGGAACAUUAGCCAUUACUCAGCAAAUGUCCCAGCUGCAACCCAUAGCCUCACCAGAUAUUGAAAUUUUCGAAGGUCUUUCAGCGACACAUCAGAGCAACUCUGACAACGUCGCUCUUUUGGACCGUGGAUCAGGAGAAUCGUCCAGUUAUAUGGAACAGCCCAAUUGGAUGAGGAAAUACGAAGACAUCGCUUAUGUCCUUAAAAAGAUUGAAACAAAAAUUGAUGAAUUAGAGCAAAUUCAAGGAUCUACAGCUCGAUCGGUACUCAAAGAGAACUUCGAUAAUACACGCAAGGUUCAAAAACACGCAGAAGACAUUUCCAGGCUUAUUUCUACAACUUAUGGUGAUAUAAAAACGGCUAAAUCAUUUACUAGAAGUCAAAAUCGCCAAGAAGCUGUACUGCUACAAAACUUGGAGAAGAAAUUAUUGAUGACAUUACAGUCUACAUCUGAACGUUUUCAGCAGACUCAAACAGUGUUUAAUGAUAAUCUUAACAACAUACAACAGAAUUCUCAACUAUUCUAUGACAAAAUUUCAGCUAAUAUAGAUUCAAAAUCUAGUAAUUCAGUGGAUACUUUCGACAACUUUCUCAAUAUGAAUGUAUCAAGCGGUGAUAUGGGAGAUAAAGAAGAUGAUAAAUUAGAUGACUAUUUCCAAUUACCUGCAACCGGUCUGAGCAUAAAUCAAAAACAACUAAUGAUAAUCGAAGCUGAUAACACAAAAAUGAUUCAAUCUCGAGAACAGGAAGUAUCAAAAAUUGUCAAUUCGAUAGAGGAUUUGAACAUUGUGUUUAAAGAUCUUUCGCAAAUAAUUCAAGAACAGGGUACAAUUUUGGAUAGAAUCGACUACAAUGUUGAAUGUACUCAAACCAAAGUAUUUGAAGGGUAUCAACAACUUCAGAAAGCCGACAAAUAUCAGAGAAAAAAUAAAAGAAUGCACUGUAUAUUGAUUCUAGCGAGUAUGAUAAUGUUCAUGAUAAUUUUGACUAUUUUUACUAAAUUUUAAUUUUUACCGUUUAAAUGAACACAGCCUCAGAUUAUUGUCAAAAAACGCUACAACUAAUUUGUUAUGUUGACAAAAUAGAAGGAGUAUAGUUAAUUAAAAGCGUGAAUGUUGUAUGUAUAUUUAUGAUGUAUGUAAAUUCAAAUAAAUUUUAUGUUGCCAAUUAUGUGUAUAUUA